AUUAAAUUAAUCGUUCAGGGCUGCCUGCCUUGUUACUGCUAAUAACUCCAGCCUACCCACCCCCCAGGUCCCUGUCCUGCAGAAAUUUGGGGGCCCUGGGCACCCUAUCUUGUUCCCAAAUUUUGAUGGGCUCCCGGAAACCUCACUCCAAAUUGGAGAUGGGCACCCCUCUUGUAGAGCCCUGGUUCCAGUGAGAGAGGCCUAAAUUGUGCUCCCACUCUCUGGGGAGGGCCCCUCAUACCCUUGCUGCAGGAAGCAGUCACGUGUGGGCCCUUCAUUAGAUCCUGCCAUAUAAACAGGGGACAUGGAAUGGUCAGCAAUUCCUGGAGCGAGGAUCCAGCAAGCAGAGGUAAGUCCUCAGGUUGGGCUGAGACUCCUACUCUCUAGAGGUCUGGGAUAGGGCACCUAAAGGGUGCUCCAGGGAUGAAGAGGGACUAAGUGGUGGGUUUUCCCGCUGAGCCAGGCCAUGCUGACUGCAGUACUGCUGAGCUGUGCCCUGCUGCUGGCAAUGCCCACCAUGCAGGGGGCCCAAAUGGGCCCCGCUCCCCUGGAGGGCGUCGGAAGGCCUGACGAAGCCUUAUUCCUAGAGCUCCAAGGCCUAAGCCUGCAGCCGUCGCUGAAGCGGAUAACGGAGGAACAGGCCGAAGAGGCACUGCUGCAGGAGGCAGAGGCCAAAGCCUUAGCAGAGGUGCUAGAUCCGGAAGGACGCAAGCCACGCUCCCCACGUCGCUGCGUAAGGCUACACGAAUCCUGUCUGGGACACCAGGUACCCUGCUGCGACCCGUGCGCCACGUGCUAUUGCCGUUUCUUCAACGCCUUCUGCUACUGCCGCAAGCUGGGUACCACCACGAACCCCUGCAGCCGCACCUAGCUGGUCGACGUCAGGGUCGGGGCUGGGGGGCACCAAUAAAAGGAUGGAACCAAUCCCAGGGUUGUGGCGUUAUUUCGAACGUGACCGCCGUCGGAGGUGGGGGAGGUCACGGCAGGGGCGAAGGUUCCUCUAAGCCACGACACCAUACACACCCCCCCUUACUCCAGGGCCUGCGUUAUCCCAUCACGAGUCACUUACA
This is a messenger RNA of Capra hircus (goat), 1070 nucleotides long. RefSeq names its product agouti related neuropeptide (gene AGRP). Gene Ontology annotation, molecular function: neuropeptide hormone activity; type 1 melanocortin receptor binding. Gene Ontology annotation, cellular component: extracellular region. NCBI's taxonomy places the organism in Eukaryota, Metazoa, Chordata, Mammalia, Artiodactyla, Bovidae. The transcript is spliced from 3 exons. The record is from RefSeq and is a predicted model, not a curated record. The coding region runs from base 467 to 871 and encodes 134 amino acids. Gene Ontology annotation, biological process: positive regulation of feeding behavior; adult feeding behavior; hormone-mediated signaling pathway.